Messenger RNA from Morchella importuna, 783 nucleotides. RefSeq lists its product as uncharacterized. The record is from RefSeq and is a predicted model, not a curated record. Bases 1 to 783 code for a protein of 260 amino acids. The transcript has 2 exons. Lineage: Eukaryota; Fungi; Ascomycota; Pezizomycetes; Pezizales; Morchellaceae.
AUGACGAUUCUUGGGGAAAUAGUGGACCUCCACCAUGCCAGGAAUCGUCCCAAGUUUGGUGUGAGGCAGGCUGGUGCUGAGGGUACCGGUUCCUUUGGCGGAGGCUACGAUGAGCUGGUACAGCAGAUCACCCAGCAGUUGGAUACGUAUUCGCGCAGCCUGCAGGAGUUUGAAUCGGCCAACAGUUCGGCGAUCAAGGAACGGACUGAAGGCGGGAUUAGUGAGGAGGGGCCCAAAGAGGGGAAUAAGCAGCUUUCGGAGGCCGACAUCCAGCUGAAGAUUGUUGUGUCAUACGGGACUCACGUAAUGCAUGUACUCCACAUCCUCCUCUCUGGCAAGUGGGAUCCUAUCAGCAUGCUUGACGAUGACGACCUCUGGAUCUCUUCGCAAUCAUUUAUCAGCUCCACCGCACAUGCUGUUUCGGCCGCUGAAGCUAUCAGCAACAUUCUCGAGUACGACCCGGACCUAAGCUUCAUCCCGUACUUCUUUGGGAUUUACCUGCUGCAGGGUAGCUUUUUGCUGCUCCUGAUCGCCGAUAAGCUGCAGGGUGAGGCGUCGGGUGCUGUCGUCACUGCUUGUGAAACAAUCGUUAGGGCGCAUGAAGUUUGUGUGGUAACACUAAAUACAGAGUAUCAGAGAAACUUCCGAAAGGUCAUGCGAAGCGCAUUAAGUCAGGUGCGCGGCAGAGGCGCACCAGAGGAUAUGGAGGAGCAGAAGCAGAAGAGGCGGGAGGUGCUACAGCUUUACAGAUGGUGCGGAGAUGGAACCGGACUCGCGCUUUGA